AUGGAAUCCACCAUGGAUAUUGCCCAACUGGUGGCUCAGAUGCAGGAUACACUGUCCACCAUCCACACCACUCUCGCCUCUCUCAACACCGCCGAACACGAUGCGAAGCUUGACGAGCUGGAAGCCAGGCGUGAUAAUACCAUCAAACAUUUGCUAGCCGCCUUUUCUGCCGAGUCCGAGGUCCUGCACCAAAAGAGACUGGCUCAGCGUGAAGAGAUCGCCGAGCGCCGCAGGAUCGAAGACGAGGAGCGGGAAAGACGGAGGCGCCAAGAAGAUGAAGAGCUGGCAGAAAGAGACAAGCAAGAAGAUGAAGCACGGGAUGGCAGGCUUCUGCACGAGACAAAUGAGGUGGAAGAGGAAACGGACCACCUUAUGAUUGAGAUUGAGGAGGAAGCUCAGAGGGCCAUUGAUGAGGGGCAGAAGAAGUUGAUGGGCCUGGAAGAACGGAGAAAGGUCCGCAACCCCUACCCAAGAGUAUUAUGUGUACCCCAUGUGCUAACUGUCUCUCCAACAGGAGCUCAACCACCUCAUCGAGGAGCAGCUGAGGGCACCAAUCAUCCCUUCUCCACCCAAGAGAUCGAGGCGAGGCAGCAACCUGCCGCCAGCUGUGGCUACACCAAGUAA
Podospora anserina S mat+ is the source of this 624-nucleotide messenger RNA. RefSeq lists its product as uncharacterized. Bases 1 to 624 code for a protein of 207 amino acids. The transcript has a single exon. The record is from RefSeq and is a predicted model, not a curated record. NCBI's taxonomy places the organism in Eukaryota, Fungi, Ascomycota, Sordariomycetes, Sordariales, Podosporaceae.